This is a messenger RNA of Podospora anserina S mat+, 2523 nucleotides long. RefSeq lists its product as uncharacterized. Lineage: Eukaryota; Fungi; Ascomycota; Sordariomycetes; Sordariales; Podosporaceae. Gene Ontology annotation, molecular function: RNA binding. The transcript has 2 exons. Gene Ontology annotation, biological process: deadenylation-dependent decapping of nuclear-transcribed mRNA; P-body assembly. Bases 1 to 2523 code for a protein of 840 amino acids. Gene Ontology annotation, cellular component: P-body. The record is from RefSeq and is a predicted model, not a curated record.
AUGUCGUUCUUUGGAUUCAAUAACGGCCAUAACACGGCGGCCACUGGCUUUUCACAGGCCCACAAUCCCUUCCAAGGCCUUUCUGGCCGAGACGACGAUGGCGAUGCUUUGGAGUUUGAAGACACCUAUGACGGGCUUGGAGAUCAGCUCGAAGAAACCAAGGACGCCUACAACGAUGAUACUUUCGGGGAUACUAGUGACAUAGCUGCCGCGCCUGUUGGCAAGGAUUUUGAUUUCUUCUCGCAAACUGCCAAGGUUCAGAAUGCCAUCGAGGAGGAACAUUAUCUUUUCAACCGUCAACAGCCGCCGGCCCGGUCCGCCCAGCCUGCCCAGCCUGUCCAGCAGAUGUCUUACGGUCAGCCGUCUCUUCAAAGCGCAGCCUCGUACGGCUAUACAUCUCAGGGCCACUAUCGCACCGGCUACGAGAAGUAUUCAAAUGACAAGUACAACAACAACGAGCCGGUUCCCGAAUUGCAGGUCGAUGCCUCUCUCUGGGGUGUGGCGCCGAAGAAGCCGGCACAGCCUGCCCCUCAGGUCUCCCAGCAGGCUGCCCAGUCGAGUUCCGCGCCCAGUCGCAAGAUUCUAAGCCUGGAGGAAGUCGAGGCUCAAAUGAAGGCUCAGGCCCAGGCCAAGGCUGCCCAAGCUACACCAUCUCCGGCUCCUCAUGCUCAAGGCCCUUCGCAAAUCCCUUAUGACCCGGCCAUUCAAUUUGCUCAACCGGCUCAGCAACAAUUUGUUCCCCCGGUUGAUCAUACCAGACAAGCUCUCCCGAUUCACGUACUGCAAAGACCUCAGUCCACCCAAGCGCCUUCGCCCCAGCCCCCGGUCCAACCUGCUGCUCAUCAACGGCAACCGUCAUCGACUUCUGUUCAGCCAACUCAAAUCUUGCAGAAUCCGAAUCGUCUCUCUGGAGAUGCCGCUAGAAUGGGGAUGCAGCAGCAUCCCACGCCUCCGGUACCAGGGCCUUCUGCCCCCCCAACUCAACCCGCCCAUAGACAGCAGGGUUCUUUCGGGAGACAGCCCAACAUCAUAACGCAUCCAUCCCAGGUGUCCCAGCUUACCGAAGAGCAAAGGGCCGCCUACAUGGAACAGGAGGCUAAGCGCGCUAAACGGAACCACAAGAUCUACCUGAUGUCUCGUGACAACGGUGUCAUGACACCCCAGGACAAAAGCUUCGUCACACGCAUUCAGCUUCAGCAGCUUGUUGCCGCCACUGGCAACCCGAACGAGCACGGGACUGAUGAGUCGCUUACCGAAGAUUUUUACUAUCAAGUUCAUAGCUCGCUUCAGGGCGGUCAAAGGCAACACCCCAACCAGCCGCUCAACAACUUUGCACAGACCUAUCUUUUCCAGACUGGCAACAGGUCGGGUCACAUGCGUCGCCACCGAGGCCCUGAGAAUCAUAUGCAGCGUAUGGAACAGCAGGUCCAGCGAGCUGUUGAAGCUGCCAAGAACAAGCCCAAGAACAAGCAACUCGUCAUCGAGGGAAGUCUGGGCAAAAUUUCAUUCAGCAACGCCAAGACACCCAAGCCGCUGCUUAACAUCAAGCGCACAGAGAGCACCGAUGAUGCCAACCGUCCUAGCAGUGCGCACAAGGUCGUCAGUGCCGGCGAUCGUAAGAGUGAUCUGCGCACCAUUGAACGCAUCUAUACCAUACUCAUGAAGAUGGAAGACCACGACCGCGUCCUGCCACCUCCCCCUACAAGCGACACCGAUGUUGAAGGUCACCAGCGGGGCAUGCGUUGGAGCAACGAAGCCCAAGCCCUGAACCAGGAUCUGUGGUCCGCGCUGAGAGUCUACGAUGAACCUCAACCGGGACACCCCCAUCCUUUUGUUGCGCUUCUGUCAUAUAACAAGGGUAUGAAGGCUAUGAACAGGAUCUUCCGCCAUCUCAGCCAGGAGCAGCGCACCACCAUUCUCACCUUGGUUAUCGUCAAUCUUGACAAGCUUGAUGUUGUUGUCAACGCCCAGGUGACGUCCGCCGCGGUCCAGCUGACAGCUGCAAUGCGCGAGAAUAUUCACAUUUUCUCCAACGCCGUCAUGAAUACGCUCUUCAACUUCUUGAACGAGCUCGAUCUUGACAUCGUUGCCGGUCUGUUGUCUAUUCUUUCCAAGCAACGAUUGGACAUUAUUGCAAAGAGUCGCAUCGGAGCUUCCAUGAUCACCAUGAUCCUGAGCCGCGCCGAAAUUAUUAAGGUUAAUGUUGGAAACACUCAUCCAUCCUGGCAGGCUUGGGACAUGUGUCACACUGACUUUUUCGAUCGUCUCGAACCUACGCUUCCCUAUAUGUUCCCUGGCUCUGUGAACACAGCCGAUGACAUUUACGUAUGGCAACUGCUCGCGGCGCUUGGCAUAGGAGCUAGCCCAGAGCAGCAGCAGAGGCUUGUACUUGCUGUCAAGGACCGCGUCAUGGACACGGUCGCUUUGUCAAAGACACUCCCCGCAGACAUGGGCGCCCAGCGUCUCCAGAAUGUGAACCUCUUCAUGCGCAGCAUUGGGUUGGAUGUCGAGCUUCUACAGUAA